Molecule: messenger RNA, 4119 nt
Organism: Candida albicans SC5314
Lineage: Eukaryota; Fungi; Ascomycota; Pichiomycetes; Serinales; Debaryomycetaceae
Product: putative ubiquitin-specific protease
Exons: 1
Coding region: 1-4119 (1372 amino acids)
Biological process (GO): protein deubiquitination
Molecular function (GO): cysteine-type deubiquitinase activity
Source: RefSeq, a predicted model, not a curated record
AUGUCUGACAAUAUAGAAGAUCGAUCCGAGAUACCUUCUGAUGCAAAGGAAAUUGUGACUACAAAUGAAAUUGAAGCAACAGAUUCAGAACGUACAACAAAUGUCGAUAAUGAACUCCGUCAAGAUGAAUCCAAUGAACAAACAGGAGAUGACUCAAAUGACAACCUUGCAUCCAAACGUCAAUUAAUCAAUGAUUUAUUACACAAUGAUCAUUUUGAAGAAGGAACAGAACGUUACAUCAUCCCUCAAAAUUUCUUACAUGAAUUUUUGAAUUUACCAAUCGAUAAUUUUAGUGAUUUGAAAGAUCAACUUGGUCCUAUUGAUUUCCACUCAUUACUUAAUGAACAAGGUAAUUUAUAUCCCGAGAAUGAAGAACCAGUCACUUUUUGUCAUGUAUCGCCAGAAGUAUUUCAACAUUUGGGUGAAUGGUUUGGAAUAUUGGGCCAACCAAUUAUUAGAGCUAUCAUUAUUAAUCCAGACACCAAAGAAAAACAGAUUGAAAGAUUCCCGCCAUUAUUUUGGGUUCAUCAAUUAGGUAAAAAGACGCAACCAACAUACUUGCGACACCGUCAUAAUGGAAGCAACCACAAUCAUCAUCACCAUGGUCAUCACGAUUCACCAAUACCAGUAUUGCUUUCCAAAACAAGCACUUUUCAUAGAUUAAUGGAUGUUAUACGUUAUAAUGUUCUUAAAGCACCACGAAAAUCGACGAAAGAUUUUAGGAUUUGGUUUAUUGUCCCACAAGAUAAAGGCUUACAGUAUUUGAUUUCAAUACAAACUUUUAUGUUUGAUAUCUCCAAAAAAACUUUGGUUUCACCAAAUAUGCUUGAGGAUGCUUUGAAAGAUCACGGUAUUGUGGCCAGUUCCUAUAAUAUAAUGGUAGAAGCAAAAGAAAAACAUCAAACAGAAUUUCCUAUUGAUCAAUUUAUUUUAUCUCAUUCUAACGCAUAUGAAGAAGUAUCACAGGGUGGUGGACACCUUGGAUUAUCAAACAUGGGGAACACAUGUUAUAUGAACUCGGCUUUACAAUGUUUAUUACACGUUCCUGAAAUCAACUAUUAUUUUUUUUACAACAUUUAUAAAAAAGAAUUGAAUUUUGACAACCCCUUGGGAUAUCAUGGAGAUGUUGCCAAUGCAUUUGGUUCACUUUUAAAACAAGCAUUUGAUCACGUGAAAAAUAGUUCUAGUAUAUCUCCUCGAGAAUUCAAAUCAACUAUUGGGAGAUAUUCCUCGAUGUUUUCUGGGUAUCUUCAACAAGAUUCUCAAGAGUUGUUGAGUUGGCUAUUAGAUGCUCUUCAUGAGGAUUUGAAUAGAAUUCACCAAAAACCAUAUUGUGAAAAGCCCGAAUUGAAAGAUGACGAAAUUGAUGACCCCCAAGCCAUCACCAAACUUGCCAAUACUUGCUGGAAUCAACAUAAGGCAAGAAACGACUCGGUGAUAAUUGAUUUAUUUACUGGGUUGUAUCAAUCUACAUUAAUCUGUCCUGAUUGUGGUAAGAAAUCCAUAACUUUUGAUCCCUUUAAUGAUUUAACUUUACCUUUACCCAUCAGUAAGAAAUGGUAUCACACAUUUACAAUUGUUGAUUUGUCCAAUCAAGGCGUUAUACCGGAAAGGAUAAUGAAGUUGGAAGUUGAGUUGAAUAAAACAUCCAAUUUCGAUGAUUUACUUAGCUAUUUGAGUAAUUUCUUGAAUGUUCCAUCUACUGAGUUGUUUGCUUAUGAGAUUUUUCAAAAUGCAAUCUAUAGUGACUUCCAAUUAGAUUACACCAAGAACAAGUUUUUACCUAUCAGUGAUAUUAUCAGAGAUACAGAUGAUGUUAUAGUGUACAUUGUUCCACAUAACCCUGCCGUUGACAUCAUUGUGCCAGUGUUCAAUGCCGUUGAAGAUGCUGAUAGUUCAUAUCAAAUGGUUAAUUUUUUUGGAAUCCCAUUAUUUGUGGUGAUGAAUAAAGAAGUCGAUGUCAAUAGUUUUGGUUUUAUUAGAAAGAAAUUAUUAGAAACAGUUUCUUUAUUGAGUAAAAUUGAUUUGGUUGAUGAAUAUGAAAAAAUAAAAAGGAGUAAUGAAGAUUACGUUGAAAAAGUAUUUUACAAAAAACUGGAUUUCCCUGCAUUGUCACAGCCAUUAGAAACCUCCGAUUGUGAAAAAAACAACAAUAAUACUAGCGACAACGACGACGAUGAGGAUGCUGACAACGAUGAAGGCUAUGAUAGUGAAGUGUCUUUGGCUAACCCAUACCUUGGAGCUAAUUUUGGGUUCAAAAUCAUGUAUGUUCAUGACUAUAGCCCUAAAUUGAAUUCUAACCUUCGUAGCAGGUACAAUCAUGACCAAACAACCAAAUUCAAACAAACAGAGAGAGUUAUUAAUGUUCCUACACACAAACCUACUUUUAGCGAUUUCAAACCUUUAUCGGACCAAUUAUCAGAAUCAAAACGCAACUAUUAUUUUUAUCCUGAUUAUAAAAAGAUGGAUGAUGAGAUGGACCAAUUGGUGGAGGAAGUGAACCAAAAUUUGGCAGAGCAAGAAGAAGCGAGAUCAUCGGGUUCAGAAAAUAGUAGUAGAGCACUGGAAGAACAAGAUGGAUUUGUAUUAAUAAAUAAAGAGGAUACUCUCAAGCAACAAUCAACUGUACCUGCUGCUGCUGAAACGGUACCUCCACCAUUACCUGUUAGAAAUAAUACUGGAGUUCACAUCCCGUCAUCCGAUGAAGAAACAGAAAGUGAAGCUAAUUUGGGAAGUUUGUUUGAUUCAACAUCAAACUUACCGUUGCCUCCACCAUCUACAUAUUCCGAAUCAACAAAACCUUCGAAUGUAAACUCACCUAUGGAAAGUAACUUUGAAAGUUCAUCAGCAGACUUGAAUUCUGGUACAACAUUGAUAUCGAAGGACACAGUUUUGUUAUGUGAUUGGGAUAAGGAAAUUUAUCAAAAAUGCUUUGGUGAUAAAGAAUUACAAGCAUGGGAAAACAUAUCGAAUUUACCGAAUCCAGAAUUGGAGAAAAAUAGAGCUCAUUUUGAAAGACAAAGAAAAGCUAAAAUUACAUUAUCUGAUUGUCUCAAGAGUUUCAGUACCCCUGAAAUUUUAGGUGAACAUGAUUUAUGGUAUUGUCCACGUUGUACUGAACAUAAACGUGCCACAAAGACAAUCCAACUUUGGUCAACGGGUGAUAUCCUCACUAUUCAUUUGAAAAGAUUUCAUAGUGCUCGUGCAUUUAGUGAUAAGAUUGAUGUUUUGGUUGAUUUCCCAAUUGAAGGUUUAGAUAUAAGUUCGUAUGUUGCCAAUACUGAUUUGACACCUGAAGAUUGUUUAUACGACUUGAUUGCCGUUGAUAAUCAUUAUGGUGGGUUAGGAGGUGGUCAUUACACUGCCUCGGUAAAGAAUUUCAGAGAUGAUAAAUGGUAUUAUUUUAAUGAUAGUCGAGUCACUGAAAUUAAUAAUCCUCAAGAAGUCGUAGCUAAUUCUGCGUACCUUUUAUUUUACCGUCGAAGAAGUUCGAAAGGAGCUGGUAUUUUGGGAGGAGAAAACUUUAUCGACUUGCUUCAAAAAGGUCGAGAGGAAUACUCUGAGAGUUUGCAAAAGAAAAGAUUGGUUCUUCAAAAUGUUGGCCAAAUAGUCAAUACGUAUGCCAAAAUUGAACAAGAUAUAAUUGAUAAAGAAACAGAGAAACAGAAAGAGGAACAAGAACAGGAACAGGAACAGGAACAGGAACAGGAACAAGAGCAAGAGCAAGAGCCAGAUCAAGAGCCAGAUCAAGAUCAAGAGCCAGAUCAAGAGCCAGAUCAAGAUCAAGAUCAAGAGCCAGAUCAAGAGCCAGAUCAAGAUCAAGAGCAGAAUGAAACAAUAAAAAAAUCUAGACCAUUCGAUGAACUCAAACCAUCAACUAGUGAAACAAAUAACCAACAACAAACAACUCAGUUCAACUUUGAUGAUGAAGAUAAUGAUUACGAUUAUGAAGCAGAAGUAGAAGAUUCCAAUAUUCGCAAACAAAGAUUACUUUCAAAAGAAAAUAACAGCAAUAAAUUGGUGCAUAUUAAAAGCAAUGGUCGCCAAGAAGUCACUUCAUCACCAGUACCAAUUGAAACUGAUGGUGACACUGAUGUAACUGAUUCCAAUUCAACAUAG